Messenger RNA from Heterobasidion irregulare TC 32-1, 798 nucleotides. RefSeq lists its product as uncharacterized. Lineage: Eukaryota; Fungi; Basidiomycota; Agaricomycetes; Russulales; Bondarzewiaceae. The coding region runs from base 41 to 658 and encodes 205 amino acids. The record is from RefSeq and is a predicted model, not a curated record. The transcript has 4 exons.
ACCAAACCUUCACUUCCCAUCCCUCAAUCUCAUCCUUGACAUGUCGUCUGCUCCAGUUCCGGAAAUCGCCUGGUUUACGUCCUCUGAGGCCUAUCAGAAAGAUGCCAGUAUAGCUAACAAAAGCCUCACGCUAGUCGGUUCUGCUAAGGGAAUGCGCGGAAUCUACCGAGGGCCAUAUGUGGAGGAGCCUACCACCGAGGUUUGGAUUAACGUAUGGGAGUCGCUCGAUGCGCACUUGGCUUUCCGCAAAUCACCCUCUUAUCCCGAGUUGGUGGAAGGCGUGAAGGUUUUCUUCGCAUCCAAGCCGGAGAUGGUACACGCAAAUCUCACGACGCCGUGCGAGCGGGCCCUUUCCGCGCCCGCCACCGAGAUUGCGUUUAUAUCUCUCCAAGAAGGAUCUACAAAGGAGGAGCUAGACCCCCUUGUCGCAACUCUAGAGGCGGAGCUGGCCAAGGCUCCAGGAAGCCACGGUAGCUCAUGGGGUUGGUCCGUCGAAAAGGAGGGUGUAUAUGUAGGAGUCGUGGGCUGGGAUAGCGUCGCCGCACACAUCGAUGCUGUGAAGGCUGCUCCGCUCGAUACGGUCAUCCAGCAAAUCAAGAAGGUCGCUGACGUUGCACUUAAACAUGUGCACCUCACGAAGUUCAAGAAUCAGGACUGAUGUCCCAGUCAGCGCUGAUGAGCCAGGGGUUCUGGGUACCAACAAGGGAAAGCUGUACAAUUCAUAAGAAUUGCUAGAAAUAUGUAAUUGUUCCGUAAUGAAGCCACACCAACUUGCAGCGGAGCGUCAUGGGUUAUCGC